Molecule: messenger RNA, 399 nt
Organism: Prosopis cineraria
Lineage: Eukaryota; Viridiplantae; Streptophyta; Magnoliopsida; Fabales; Fabaceae
Product: gibberellin 20 oxidase 2-like
Exons: 3
Coding region: 1-399 (132 amino acids)
Biological process (GO): gibberellin biosynthetic process; flower development; response to light stimulus
Molecular function (GO): gibberellin 20-oxidase activity
Source: RefSeq, a predicted model, not a curated record
AUGAGUCUGGGAGUGGAUCGAUCACACUUCAGGGAAUAUUUCAAAGACGGCGGAGGCAUUUUGAGAUGCAGCUUAUACCGUCCAUGCGACAAUUCCAAUCUCUCCAUAGCCAAAGGACCUCACAGCGACCCCGUCUGCAUCACCAUUCUUCAUCAAGAUCAAGACGCUGGUCUCGAAGUUCUCAUGGACAACAAGUGGCUCGUCUGUCAACGUCGUCCUGAGGCCUUCGUCGUCAACCUCGGCGACACUUUCCAGGAGCAUGAGAGGAGAUCGUUGGCUUACUUUGUGGUUCCGAACAGAGACAAGACAAUCUAUUAUACAGCUGAUACUGAGACUCUUAAUCGCUUCCUUGAAUGGCUUCCCUCCAAGGAUUCUGUUCCAACUGCUGAAGAUGCUUGA